Closterium sp. Naga37s-1 is the source of this 4668-nucleotide messenger RNA. Lineage: Eukaryota; Viridiplantae; Streptophyta; Zygnematophyceae; Desmidiales; Closteriaceae. The record is from the annotation of a GenBank genome assembly.
AUGGGCGGAACAAACGGUCCGGGUUCGAAUCUUGAAGACGACGAAACUUUAGCGACGCCGCUGGGGAUUAGGCGGAAAGCGUGGGCAGACGACGACGACGAGACCGAGGGGGAAGACGAACCGCUCAGCACGCGGUCGAUGCCUUUGAAGGGCGGUAGCGGGGGGACGAGGGGAGGGCGGAAGCAGAUUGGCGGAGCGGAGUCGGAAGACGAAGGCGGAAGUGCGCGAAGGGAUUCGCGCGCGCGGGCGCAGCAGUGGCGGGUGGCAGUGGUGGCGGCGGAUGAUGACUUGGCGGCGGACGCCGCGCUGCUGCGCGAUUGGUUCAACGUCUGCGGCAACACAAGGGCGCUCUCCGCGUAUCUGCAGAAGGGCGGUGGGAAGAAGGCUGCUUCUGAUGAGUCUGAUUUGAAAUCUCGGGUUGCAGGAGGUACAGAAGCAACACAGGUGGAUGGAGGGCUGGGAGGAACGGAUGCAGGCAACAAGGAGUUCCAGAAUGUGCAGCAGCUGCAGCAGCAGCAGCAGAAGCAGCAGAAGCAACUGCUGAAGGAUGGCUCAGUCACUGUGGCAAAAGAGGGGGCUUUUGGGGCGGCUCAGAAGCCGGUUCGUACAGGUACAUCAGCCCAAACACCCCAAACACCCCAAACACCGCAAGCAUCGCAAGCAGUGCAAACACCGCAAAUAGCCAAAGCAGCACCUCAAGCAGUGCACGCGCCUCAGGCUCCUCCGGCUUCUCAGUCCCCUCAGGAGCCACAGAAUCCGCAAGAUUCCCCUAAUCUGUUUGAUUUCCUUCGAGAUCCACGGCUCACAGCCACCGUGCCAAAAGAGGGCGGUGCUUGGAUUACCGCCGCAGCAACAGGAGCAGCAGCUUCAGCAGGAUCAAGAGCAAGAGCAGGGGAAGGAGCAGCAGGAGCAGCAGAUAUGCCUCAUUCCUCCAGGUCAUCCCUGUCACCCAAACUCCACGUGGACGUAUCUGGGGAAGGUGCUACCUGUAUUGGACAGGGGCCAGCUGAGAGGGUUUCGCCCAUGGAGAGGGAUGGCAGAGGGAGCAGGCAGCACCAGGAGAGCCAAGUGCUUUCUAACCCUGAUGGGAGGAAAUCAUCUGCUUCUGCUGUCUCUGUAUCUGCUCCCACCUCUCCUAGAGCAGCAACCAUACCUGCCCUGCUGUUUCCAAGCCUCACUCCCCCUACCCACCUGUCGCCUUCUCUAGGGAAGGGCAGUCAGGAGCGUGGCGAGGGGGGGGUAAGGGAAGGCAUGCUGCGGGCGGAGGGGGGAAGGAAGGCUCAGGAGCAUGUACAGAGCGGAUUUUUGAAAGGAUUGCAGCAGGUGCCGAGUGGAGAGCAGCAGCAGCAGCAGCAGCGGCAGCAGCAGCAGCAGCAGCAAGGGAGGAAGAAGAAAGGGAUGCCUCCUGCUCCAUCACUCGCCAUUGCUUCCUCGUCCUGGGAAUCGGAGCAGUCUUCUCGCAAGCUGUCGCGCUCCCAGUCAUCUAACUCCGUUGCCGCAACGGCUCGUGUUUCCCCGUCGCCCCGCCUGCUGCUGCGGUCACCAUCUGCCCUCUCUGCAAGGCGGAAAACCCCGGUACCACCGGACCAGUCUUCUAGCAUUGGUCACCCCAACGCCGAGUCAGACAAGAAAGAUGUGGCCACCCCCCUCCCCCCUCUCCCCUCCCCUCCCCUCUUCCAUCCUCGUUACUCACCUCGUACCUCCGGUGCUGCCGUAACUUCAUCUGUGGCUCCGGAGGAGGAACUGAGGGCGCAGGGGGCGGGCGGAGGGGGAGGGGGGCGCAGAAGGCGCAGCAGACUUGAACUUCCCCCGCCCCACUCCCCCCCCUCCCCCGACCCUUCAUCCCCCAGGUGCCUCAGGGGGGAAGAGGGGGGAGAUGAGGAGGAGGAGGAUAGACGGCAGCAGCUGCGGCGGCUGAAAAAGGAGGAGCAGCAGAGGCAGCAGCAACAGCAGCAGGAGGCGGUGCGUGCAAAGGCCGAACAGCAGCAGCAACAGCAGGUCCGGCCCGAGCCUGACGAUCCAGGCUCGGGCGGAGGCACGGGGACGUUCGACAUCCAAAAGGUGGUCAGCUUUCCCCUGAAAGUCCUAGUAGACGCCACCAACACUUUCGCCUCGGGCAACCAUCUCGGGCAGGGUACCUACGGAAUGGUGUACAAGGCGAAAUUACCCUCGGGGGACGUGGUAGCGGUGAAAAGAGCCAAGGCGGACCGGAAGCAGGAUGCGGGGAAAUUCCGAAAGGAGAUUGAGCUGCUGUCUCGGGUCAGCCAUAAGAACCUGGUGCGGCUGGUGGGGUACUGCAGGGAGGGAGGAGAGCAGCUGCUGGUGUAUGAGUAUGUGGCGGGAGGAAACCUGUCUCAGAACCUCAACCCGACCUGGAGAGAACGUGAGGAGGGAGGAGAGCAGCUGCUGGUGUAUGAGUAUGUGGCGGGAGGGAACCUGUCUCAAAACCUCAACCCCACCUGGAGAGAACGCCACAGUCACCCCCCACUGAACUGGACGGAGAGAUUACUUAUUGCAGCGGGCAUGGCACGAGGAUUAGCGUAUCUGCAUGAGGAGAUCAACGUGCCGUUCAUCCACCGGGACGUGAAGCCCAGCAACAUCAUGAUCGACCGCCACGUGGUGGUGGCUCCUGGCCCUGUAUCCCCCACUUUCCCCCCCUUUAUCCCCUCCGCUCUCACCUCCUUUCGCCCUCUCUCCCAACCCCACAGGCCACAGCCGGCCGCCACUCAACUGGACAGAAAGACUCCUCAUAGCAGCGGGCACGGCGAGAGGACUAGCUUAUUUGCACGAGGAGAUCAACGUGCCCUUCAUCCACCGGGACGUGACCCCAUUCUUUCCCGCUUAUCCCCUCCGCUCUCCCCUCUCUUUGCCCUCUCUCCCAACCCCACAGGCCACAGCCGUCCCCCACUGAACUGGACGGAGAGACUCCUCAUAGCAGCGGGCACGGCGAGAGGACUAGCUUAUCUACACGAGGAGAUCAACGUGCCUUUCAUCCAUCGGGACGUGAAGCCCAGCAACAUCAUGAUCGACCGCCACGUGGUGGCCAAGAUUGCUGACUUUGGCACGUCCAAGCCCAUGACUCCUGAGGAGCUGAGGAAGAUGUCAGUCACCAUCCAAGGCACUGCUGUGAGUGCUCUUUCCUUCCUUGAGUAUAUUCCUCCCAGGUUGUGGGAUGAGGGGCUGCAAGCCCAGGUUGCAUGCACCAAGUCACGCCUUACCCACGCUGGCACGUCCAAGCCCAUGACUCCUGAGGAGCUGAGGAAGAUGUCAGUCACCAUCCAAGGCACCGCAGUGAGUGCUCAUCGCCACAUUACAAGGCAGUCCCUCCUUCUGUGCUCCCUCCAUUCCCCCUACGUCCCCGCUCCUUCCGCCCACCCCUCUCCCCUCGCACUCACUCCCUUCAUCCCACUCGCCCUGCCUUUGUUUGCCCUCCCUUCCUUGUGCCUUUUCUCCACUCCCCAGGGCUACUGCGACCCGGACUAUCUGCGCACGGGGCACUCCUCCAAGCGCAUCGACGUGUACUCGCUGGGCAUUGUGCUGCUCGAGCUCCUCACUGGCAAGGGCCCGCACAAAGUCAACCGCCCCUACCGAUUCGAUGUGAAGGAUCGGUUUGACAGGGGGGGCCUGCCAUCCAUCGUAGACCCAACCAUGGGGCUGUACCCUGCAGACGAGCUGCACCACGUCUUCGACCUUGCACUACGCUGCACUGACAUUCAGAACCCCGCCGCCCGCCCCUCCAUGUCCCGAGUUGUCGCCGAGCUAGAGGCCGUUCUCGAGCCUGAGGCAAUUUCCCGCUUCAUUUCCUCUGGACCGCCGUCCCACGGCUCGGCGGACUUCCGUGCCGCGUCGUCAGGCUCGGGAGCUGGUCCGGGUGGGGCGGGGCAGUCGCGGUUUGCCGGAGCUGGGAAGCAGGUGGGGCAGGGUGGUGUAGAAGGGGGGGCAGGUUCGGCGGCGGCAGCGGGGGUAGCAGGUUUGGCAGUGGGAGGUACGGCAGGUGCAGCAUUGGCUGCAGCAAUCAGCUCUGCCUCUCCCUCCCGUGCUGAUGAUGCUGGUUCCCCUCACAAUCCAGAACCUCCUAACCCUCCCAACCGCUCUCAACCGCAACCUACCCCUCCUCCGGAUGCGCCUCUUCCUCCCUCCUCGAAAAGAACACCUGGACCCCCAGCAUACAAGGGCCGAGCAGCAGGGGCAGCCGGAGCAGCAGCAGGGGCUGCUGAAGCUGCUGGUGGGGAUAUUAGGGGUGUGAGGGAUAGAGAUCCUGAUGAUGCUUAUGCUCCAACAGGUCAAAACGAUCCAAGAAUUGAUCCAAGAAGCACAGGUGGAGGUGGAGCGUAUGUUGUGGGUCAUGAUGUAGGCGUCCAGAUGAAACCUGCACCAGUUGCAGCGUUUCGAGGGGCGUCGGCAGCUGCUGGGGGAGGCGCAACUGGAGCAGGUGUUACUCUACCAAGUGUGGCUGGUGGGAAUGCAGGUGGAAUUGUUGGUGGCACUGGUGUUGUUGCUCCUCCUCCUGGUCAAGGAUACAAUAUGGGAGAGAGAUUUGGUGCGGGAGGAGGAGGUGGAGGUGAGAUGGGUGGAGAGCGGUAUGAGGAGGGCAUGGAUGCGUCGUUCGAUUCUAGCGGGUUUGAUCGCAGCGGGGUUUUCAGUUAUGGGGCCAUGCCGCCGGCUUAG